This is a messenger RNA of Pelmatolapia mariae (spotted tilapia), 2228 nucleotides long. RefSeq names its product histone H2B 1/2. NCBI's taxonomy places the organism in Eukaryota, Metazoa, Chordata, Actinopteri, Cichliformes, Cichlidae. The record is from RefSeq and is a predicted model, not a curated record. The coding region runs from base 33 to 407 and encodes 124 amino acids. The transcript has 2 exons. Gene Ontology annotation, cellular component: nucleosome. Gene Ontology annotation, molecular function: structural constituent of chromatin; DNA binding; protein heterodimerization activity.
CAUUCUCUGCUGUGAGGUAGCGAAGAAGGAAAAUGCCUGAACCCGCCAAGUCCGCGCCCAAGAAGGGCUCCAAGAAAGCCGUGACUAAAACCGCCGGCAAGGGCGGCAAGAAGAAGAGAAAGACCAGGAAGGAGAGCUACGCCAUCUACGUUUACAAGGUGCUGAAGCAGGUGCACCCCGACACCGGCAUCUCCUCCAAGGCCAUGAGCAUCAUGAACUCGUUCGUCAACGACAUCUUCGAGCGCAUCGCCGCUGAGGCCUCCCGCCUGGCUCACUACAACAAGCGCUCCACCAUCACCUCCAGGGAGAUCCAGACCGCCGUGCGCCUCCUGCUGCCCGGUGAGCUGGCCAAGCACGCCGUGUCCGAGGGCACCAAGGCCGUGACCAAGUACACCAGCUCCAAGUAAACUGCAGCUCUACUGCACCCACCCAAAGGCUCUUUUCAGAGCCCCCCAACUCUUCUGAAGAGCACAUGUCCCACUGUUACACUCACUGGUCCUCCUAUAAACAGAAACAUGUUUAACACGUGAAGUGAGGCACGUGUACAACAGUUUUAAUAAACCGAACAGCACUGAAUAUGAAAGCAAUAACGGCUCCGAUCUCUAUGAUCAUUUAUACAAACACCCUCGUGCGGACCGCAUUUCCGGAUACUUCAGCUGCGGAAACGACCAGUUUUCAUCUCCAGACGUGGAUGAACAACGCAUCAUUACAGAGCAGAGGGCUGGUCAGCCACACCUGAGCUCCUUCACACUGCAGGGGACAGGAAGACAAACCUUCAGCCUUGUGGUGAAGCUCACUGAGCCACGACCCUGCAUACUGUCAGUGUUCACUUAGUCAUGGGAUACAAGCGGUGGAACAAAGCCCCACACAGAGAUGGGGAGAGGCGCACGUGCAUGCAGCGAUGUGUGGAAGGAACCUGAGCGAGGAGAAAAAGCACCUUUACCCAAACUAAAGAACAGAGAGCAGGAAUACAGGAAACACACCUGUAUAGUAGCUGUUAACUGUGAGCCUGAAUAUUCCACACAGGUCACAGACAGGUGCAAUAGGUGUAGGCUGCUGGGGCAUUCCCAUGAUGCACUGGGUGUUUCUUCUUCACUCACUGUGUUAAUAGACCUCUCUGCAUUGAAUCAUAUCUGUUAUUAAUCUGUCUCUCUUCCACAGCAUGUCUUUAUCCUGUCUUCCUUCUCUUGUAUGGAGUCUAUACUUGAGUAAGAUGAAUGACCCUAACAGAUUAAUAAACAUGAGCUCAUCUUAAAGCAAAUGUUCAGAGCAUAACUGAGUAAAAAUGAGCCGCACAGGAUUGAAACAAACGUCUAUUUUGAGGGUGAACAUUGAGACAGGUGUGUGUUAACAUUAAGAAGUCGAGUCUACGGUAGUGCAACGUCUACGCUGUCUGUAGACCGUUACGUCUUUUCAUUGGCCCGGAGUCUACGCUGAGCGUAGACACUGUAGACUCGGGCCAAUAGGAGCGCCGAAACCCACUGUAGACGACCAAUCGUCUGGUCGACGGAAGUUGCGUCACCAAAACAAAAACAACACACAGCGAAGAAGCCGGCAAGUCCGCUAUGUUUUUAAAUGGAAACUGGCAUUUCUUCUAUGUUUACGUGAAGUUACAGAAUCUGGAUUUAGCGGAAAUUACACGACGCUGAAUGGCGCAUUUAAGCCUUUUUCUUUGUGGUAAAUGUUAGCCGCGCGCUAGCCGACAUCUAAUGUAUUACGCCCAUUUCUAGUCUUUUCAGUGGCUACAACUGAUGAUCGCGACAUUAGUAAUUCAUGUUGUAAAUCCAGAUGCCCGUGCACCUCGUCAGCAGGCCUGGUGAGAAGUGUGGUCUUCACCAAACCUGCACACAGCAGCUGCUCAGCCGAGCCGCUGCCUUCACUCACGCACGGAGGGUAUCCACGCGCCUUCAAGUCAACAUGGUGCUUUCCGUGGCUCGUUACAAACGAUCUGAGAUAUAUGAAGUAGUAAUUGUAUUUAAUAUCAUACUAGGCAGAUUUACUGCACUGCCAUUUACUACACAUUUACCCGUGUUUGGCCAUUGUCAGUACAUCUCGCUCGUUGUAAACUUUCUGUAAGUAUGUGUAACAUUCACAAUGAUAUUGUUGAUGGUAACGUGUAUGAUUCCAGCCUACCUGAUAGGUACUUUUGACUUUUUGUAGUUCAGUUCACUGAUUGACUAUCCUGCAGUGCUGUUUUCAUGUAUUCCUGUUUCAUCCACUUUAAUAAA